This is a messenger RNA of Meriones unguiculatus (Mongolian gerbil), 1874 nucleotides long. RefSeq names its product homeobox B8 (gene Hoxb8). Lineage: Eukaryota; Metazoa; Chordata; Mammalia; Rodentia; Muridae. Bases 698 to 1432 code for a protein of 244 amino acids. The record is from RefSeq and is a predicted model, not a curated record. Gene Ontology annotation, molecular function: RNA polymerase II transcription regulatory region sequence-specific DNA binding; DNA-binding transcription factor activity, RNA polymerase II-specific. Gene Ontology annotation, cellular component: nucleus. The transcript has 2 exons. Gene Ontology annotation, biological process: regulation of transcription by RNA polymerase II.
CUCACUCCCUGGCGCUCUCUCGCUCUAGCUCUCUCUCGCGCUCGCUCUCUCUCUCUCUCGCUCUCACCCUCGCUCUGCGUUCUGUCCGGGAGGAGUACCCAGAAGCCAAUAGGAUGACGGGCCUCUAAUGGAUGCAAAUGAUGGUGAAAGGACGGGGCAAAAUAUGAAAGAACUCAUUUGGAGGGAAGUAAAUCACCGAAAACUGUUUAUGAACUGGCAUCCCUUCUUCGAAAUGUAAAGCGAGGACCUCUUUAAGUGGCGGUAUAUUUUUGUUUUUUGGGGGGUGGGGGGUGGGGGGGAGGGCGAGCGAGCCGCGGCUGCCAUGCAGGCUUAGACUUUCUGCAGGCUCCGCUCUCCCGUUCCUGGAAAUCACAAAAAGUGUGGGCGGCUCGGAGAUCUUCGUCUUUCCUUUCUUUUCCUUCCUUCCUUCCUUCCUUCCUUCCUUCCUUCCUUCCUUCCUUCCCUCCUUUCUUCCUUCCUUCUUUCUUCCCCCCCCUUCCUCCUCCCUUUCCUCUCCUUCCCUGGCGAGGUGACUAGGAGCCGGCGAAUCCGCUGUUUUUUUUCCCUCUCUCUCUCUCUCUCUCUCCUCUCUCUCCUCUCUCUCCCUCCCUUUCCCCCUCCCCACCCCCCUCCCCAACAGCCCCCAACUACAGCCUCCGCCGCCGCCGCCGCCGCCGCCUCCAAAAAAUUCAAUAAAAUGAGCUCUUAUUUCGUCAACUCACUGUUCUCCAAAUACAAAACCGGGGAGUCCCUGCGCCCCAAUUACUAUGACUGCGGCUUCGCCCAGGACCUGGGCGGCCGACCCACCGUGGUGUACGGUCCCAGCGGCGGCGGCAGCUUCCAGCACCCGACGCAAAUCCAGGAGUUCUACCACGGGCCGUCCUCGCUGUCCACGGCGCCCUACCAGCAGAACCCGUGCGCCGUGGCGUGCCACGGGGACCCGGGCAACUUCUACGGCUACGACCCGCUGCAGCGCCAGAGCCUGUUCGGCGCGCAGGACCCGGACCUGGUGCAGUACGCCGACUGCAAGCUCGCCGCCGCCAGCGGCCUGGGAGAGGAGGCUGAGGGCUCCGAGCAGAGCCCGUCGCCCACCCAGCUCUUCCCCUGGAUGCGCCCUCAAGCCGCCGGACGCAGGCGAGGCCGCCAGACCUACAGCCGCUACCAGACCCUGGAGCUGGAGAAGGAGUUCCUCUUUAACCCCUAUCUGACGCGCAAGCGGCGGAUCGAGGUGUCACACGCGCUGGGACUGACAGAGAGACAGGUCAAAAUCUGGUUCCAGAACCGGAGGAUGAAGUGGAAAAAGGAGAAUAACAAGGAUAAGUUCCCCAGCAGCAAGUGCGAGCAGGAGGAGCUGGAGAAGGAGAAGCUGGAGAGGGCGCCGGAGGCGGGCGCCGCCGAGCAGGGCGAUGCGCACAAGGGCGACAAGAAGUAGGCUCGAACCCCCCACGCUGGGACUGCCCGGGGGCCCCCGCGGCUCGCCCGCCGGUCCCUCCCGCGACCACGCCGCCGCCCGCCCCCCGCCUCCGAGAGCUCCGGCCCCGCUCGGCCAGCGCAGCCGGGAGCCGGGCCUCCCACCGCAGCGUCCCCCGCCCGCCGCGCCAGUCCCCCGCUAGUGGUAGUUGCUCGUAAUAGCUUCUGUGUGUGAGCUACCGUGGAUCUCCUUCCCUUCUCUCGGGGGCCGGGGUGUGGGGGGAAAGAAAGAAAGAAAAGAAAAGAAAAAAAGAGAAGAAAAAAAAAAAGGAAAAAAGAAGAAAGAAGGAAAGAAAAAAAAGAGAGAGACAAGAAAAGGAUUUUAGAGCAAGGACUCCCUCGUCCUGCCAGGACUGCGGCCCUGGCAGAGCCCCCUCGCCCCAUCCCCGUGUAAAAACACACAC